Messenger RNA from Chenopodium quinoa (quinoa), 2672 nucleotides. RefSeq names its product protein SET DOMAIN GROUP 40-like. The record is from RefSeq and is a predicted model, not a curated record. Lineage: Eukaryota; Viridiplantae; Streptophyta; Magnoliopsida; Caryophyllales; Amaranthaceae. Bases 56 to 1633 code for a protein of 525 amino acids. Gene Ontology annotation, molecular function: protein-lysine N-methyltransferase activity; protein binding. Gene Ontology annotation, biological process: peptidyl-lysine monomethylation. The transcript has 6 exons.
AUACACAAAUGCAAAACUGCUCGCCAUAACAAUUAUACACUCGUACAACUCUACCAUGCCGUCGCCUUCUCCACCGAAUCCCCGCACCACUGCGGAGCAAAUAGACGAACACAGCACCAUGGAAGAGCGGCAUCAAUCAAAUUUGACAAGCUUUCUAAAAUGGGCAGCACAACUUGGUAUUUCAGACACACCCCAUCAUUCAAUUUCUUCUUCUUCGUGUUUGGGUCAUUCUCUCACCAUUACUGAUUUCCCUGAAGCUGGAGGGAGAGGUUUGGCUGCUGUUCGAAAUCUUAAGAAAGGGGAAUUGAUUUUUAGAGCACCUAAAUCAGCAUUGAUGACAAGUGAGAGUUUACUUGAGAAAGAUCAUAGACUUGCUCAUGCUAUCAAAUGCUAUCAGUCUCUUUCCUCUACUCAGGUUCUUACCGUGUGUCUAUUAGCUGAAGUUAACAAAGGAAGGAGGUCUGCUUGGUAUCCUUAUGUAAUGCUGCUUCCCAGAAGCUAUGACGUUCUAGCAAGUUUUGGUCCGUUCGAGACAAAAGCAUUGCAAGUAGAUGAUGCUAUUUGGUUAGCAAAGAAGGUUAUUUCAAAGGCUGAGUCAGAUUGGAGUGAAGCUGUUGCAUUGCUAGAACAACUAAAGUUAAAGCCUCAGCUUGUGAGCUUGAAGGCUUGGCUCUGGGCUUUUGCAACAAUAUCAUCACGCACAUUGCACGUUCCAUGGGAUAGUGCUGGGUGCUUGUGUCCUGUGGGCGACCUUUUCAACUAUGCUGCACCUGGAGAGGAGUUCGUUUCCACCGAAGUUUCUGAGAGCUGGCUCGAUGAUUCUUUGUUACAAGUGAGAACUCUGCAGGAUAUAGAUGACACAGAGGACCCACUGUUGGAGACUGAAAAUAUAGAUGCCUGUUCUGGCAGGUUAAUUGAUGGUGGCUAUGAGGAAGAUGUAGCUUCAUAUUGUUUAUAUGCCAAGAGAAACUACAAGAUUGGUGAGCAGGUUUUAUUAAGCUAUGGGACGUACACAAACUUGGAACUUCUUGAACAUUAUGGAUUUAUUCUGAAUGGAAAUCCUAAUGACAAGGUUUUCAUCCCUUUGGAACAUGAUAUGUUUGCUUGCCAUUCAUGGCCUGCAGAUUCUCUGUACAUUCAACAUGAUGGGAAGCCUUCAUUUGCCCUGUUAUCUGCAUUGAGAUUGUGGGCAAUUUCUCCAAACAAGCGGAAAUCUAUUGGUUACCUUGCACUUUCUGGGUCACAGCUCUCUCCAGAAAAUGACAUUGCCGUGAGGAAAUGGCUGAUAUCAAAGUGUCGUGCGAUCCUGAGAAGUCUCCCCUCAACUGUAGAAGAUGACCUAUCAUUACUUGGUACAAUCGAUAAAGCUCAACAGCUUCAGUGUUUUGAUAAGCCAGAUAAUUUGUCUUCCGCAGCUUCCAUGGAAUUCUGCAAUUUUUCCCAGUCAAUGAACUUUUGCUGUGGAGGAACUGAAGUCGUGCCUGGUAUGUCCUCAAACGUCAAGAAGUCUAUGGAUAGAUGGGCAUUGGCAGUUCAAUGGAGGCUUAGAUACAAGAAAACACUUGUUUCUUGCAUCUCCUUUUGCUCUCGAACUAUUGAGAUCCUCAACCCUGAGCAUGCAACAAUGAAGUAAAGAAAAUUGUACAUUGAACAUGGAGCUUGUACCAUUAUGUAAAAAGAAAAUUGAACAUGUAACACAGAAGUAAAGCGAUCCAAGUAAUGAAUGAGCCUGUUUCAUGCUAUGAUGUAUCAUGCCAUAGCAGGUAGGACUACUGAAGAGAGUAAAAAAUGCCAGUACCAUGCAGCUACUGAUCAGACACUGAGCUGCAGCUGAAGUCGAGCUUGUGUGAGCAUGUCUUCCCGGCUUCUGGGAAAGACUCACUGCCAGCGUAACACAAAUAGCUGACACUCUUGGAAAGACAGGCAGGACUGGGAGCAGAGUUUCAAACUAGACUAGGCCUUAAUGCUCUUAUUGACUUCAUCUUUGAGGUGUGGCCUCUGCCUUAGAAAGCUUAUAUUGGCUAUUUGUUUUCUGAUGAUCGCUACUAGUUAAGUUAGCAGACAUAUGCGCAACUUAAUUACUUUUAAAUUUUAUGAAAUCACACAAUAUUAAUUGCAACAAUGAUUUUCACACUUGCAAGCACACAACUUUGAUUAGUUAAUAUGAGUAUUUUUUAGAUAUAAUUCUUAGUUAUUAGAACUAUAAAACGAUUUAUAGUUAACAUCUAACAAUUAGAAGUUGAUUAUAGCUCACAAAAUAGCUAACCUAGUAACAAGUACUAAUUUCGCUGAUUUAAUUCACACCAUUGAUAAUUGAUACGUUGGCGUUUUGCUAUCACUAUGAAAACCCAUUCCUAGUUUAUAGGUUGUACGGUGAGUAAAAUUGUUCAAUACAUUGCAUACAACAUUGAAGUCAAGAUUUUACCUGAAAUUAUGGGUGCACUUUAUCUAACUUAAGUCUAAAUUUUGACUAACUUAGGUCGACGUAUCAAUGCAGCAAUGCAAAGGACCCAUGUCUCCAAUAAAAUCAAGCAUUUCUGGUCAAUUAAGUAAUAACUUUAGGUCAUCUUUUACAUUCGUUACUCUCUCCAUUUAUAUGGUUUUACACACUUGUGAUUUAUUAAGAAUUGUAGAGUUGUCUUUGUCAAAAAAAAAAAAAAAAAAAAAAAAAA